Pseudoliparis swirei is the source of this 1630-nucleotide messenger RNA. Its product is annotated as ecto-ADP-ribosyltransferase 4. The record is from RefSeq and is a predicted model, not a curated record. Bases 147 to 980 code for a protein of 277 amino acids. The transcript is spliced from 4 exons. NCBI's taxonomy places the organism in Eukaryota, Metazoa, Chordata, Actinopteri, Perciformes, Liparidae. Gene Ontology annotation, molecular function: NAD+-protein-arginine ADP-ribosyltransferase activity; NAD+ poly-ADP-ribosyltransferase activity.
GUUUUUACUUAGGACAGUGUUCUGCUGAAAAGUAUUGCUCCGCUUCACUUUGAUGUAAACAGACUUGAUUUUUGCUCCAAGAAAUAAUUUAUUCUUUCUUAAGUUUCAGUUCUGUUCCAGAUAGAAGAAAAGAAAAGCCCUUCAAAAUGUGCGACAGAAGGAAACUGCUUCUUGCUGCAAUUGUUUUCUACUAUGAAGUGACUCUGGGGAGCGCAAAACUGCUGGACAUGGCCCCAGAUUCUGUAGAUUACAUGUACAAUGGAUGUCAAAAAGAGGCCAUGGAGAAGUUAAUUCAUUCAGGCCUCUUAAAACAAGAGCUAAACGACAAUGAGGGAUUCCAGAAAGCUUGGGAUGUAAAUGCUACUUGUUCAAAGCUGAUCCCUGGAGGGACCAAAGAGCAUAAGGCUGCACUGUUGGCAUACGCUGAUGGGGCUGAAGAGUUUACAGAGACUUUUGACAAUGCAGUCGAGACAAUGGGCAAUAUAAGCGCCUAUGAAAACCACUUCCAUUUCAAGUCGCUUCAUUUCCUGCUCAUGGAUUCCAUGUUGCUGAUGAGUACAAAGAAGUGCAAGACUCUGCAUGUUCUCCAAGAAAAAGAAUACACAGCACAAAAGGGCUCAACCGUGAGAUUUGGAAAAUUCAUCAAAGUUCACACAAGCUACAGUGUGCUACAGAAAAUGGAAGAUUGGGAUGGGCAUGUCAUCUUUAAUAUCACUUCUUGCUUCUUUGUUCACCUGGGAGAUGACAUUUGCAGCCCAGACCAGGGUAUGGCCCUCUUAUCUCCAUCUGAAGUGUUCACUGUGGAGGCAGUCAAUAAAAUAGCUGCUGAUGACUCUGAAUUCACUGAGAUCCUUUUGAAACACUUGGAACUGGACAGCUCGCACAACUGUUACAGUGUGUCAGGGUCCCCAGCUGAUGUCUCCACUCAGUGGCUUGUGUUGAUGCUUGUGGCUCUAGCUCAUUUCCCCUUCAACUAUUGAGAACAAAUGAAAAACAAUUACCUGCGCAGAUUGCACUGAGAGUUCCACAAAAGGUUGUUUUUUCUUUUGUACAGUCGAACAAUAAAGAUCAGUUUUUCUUCUAUGCUGCCAAAUAAGGUGCAACACACUUUUGAAGCCCGCCGAAAACACGUUUUUUUUUUAAUGUCUUCAAAGACAUUUGCUUUAUGCUUAUCAGCAGAUACUGUAUAUACUCUAAACUGGUAUCAAUAUUUCAAUUUCAUAUAAAAAAUUGUUUUUAUAGUUUGAGGGAAACAAACAUGAUGGAAACUUGGUAUUUGUCUUUAAUACAUGUUAAAUAAAUGAAUGGUUGUUUCUUUUCAUGAUAAUUAAAAGAGUCAAAACCAUGAUGAAGAUUGAUAUUAAAUUCAGACACAACCCUCAUGUUCCACCAUUUUACCUUCAUCCAAGUUACAGCAUAUUGAUUGACAAUAUUGUGGUGCAAAGUGGCAUCAGUAGAAGUAGGCACACAAAUAAAAACGUAUAUUGUCGAGCAAAGAAUGGACUGUUUAAUCUGUAAAUACUAGCAAACAUAUAUUUUACUUGUGUUUUCAAGUUCAGUGAAUUUAACGUUAACAUUUUUAAAGUUAAUCUAUAUAUUAAUACAACAAUUAAACAUUAAUUCACCACAA